Molecule: messenger RNA, 405 nt
Organism: Lactuca saligna
Lineage: Eukaryota; Viridiplantae; Streptophyta; Magnoliopsida; Asterales; Asteraceae
Source: the annotation of a GenBank genome assembly
AUGGGAUAUGAUCAUUGGAGUCUCGUGUACACAGACUCAAGUCAACACUUGAUGAAAUUUCAUUUGAUUUGGCAAAGUCAACCAGAAGAAUCUCAAAUCCCGAAACUGCCCUCGGAAACUAAAGCCUCUCCCAAAUCAGAAGUGUCACUGUUAUUCUUGGCUCUGAUUUCUGCUUCUCCGGAACAAUUAAGAGAUGAAAAAUUUAAGGCAAAAGAAGAAGAUGAAGAUUCAGCUCAAGAAAUGGCCAGAGUUAUACAAAGAAUAACCGAGUUACAUGAUAAGGGCAUUGCUAUUUAUGAGGUGCAAAGGUUUCAAAGGCUAAUCAAGGAAUCAUGGAAGGGUAUGUUGAUUUUGGUUUUGAAAGAUAAUGUUGGGCUUAUGGAAUCUAACAAAGCCGAUAAUUGA